This is a messenger RNA of Pocillopora meandrina, 3486 nucleotides long. Lineage: Eukaryota; Metazoa; Cnidaria; Anthozoa; Scleractinia; Pocilloporidae. The record is from the annotation of a GenBank genome assembly.
AUCGAAACUGAAGACAAAUGGAAACAAAAAUUCUUCAAAUUGUGGGUUUAAUUUUUCUUUUUUAGAGGAAUAUGACAUGACACAAAAAAUAUACGACUUAUUUUAUCUGUUUUCUCGAUUUCUAUUCCUUAUUGAUAAAAUUGAAACAAAAACCUUUCUAUUUAUGAAAUAAUAACGCACCAAAAAUGCCCCUUGACGCUUAUGGAAAAUUAUUUUAGAGUUAAUUAAGUGUGUGUGACGUCGUUAUUGUAAAGAUAUUAAUUAUACAUAACUCGCUAGGCCAAACUGUUGGUCUGUUUUCAACAGCACGAGAAAUGUUUUUUCAUCAAUUCGAGGAGUUUGGCAGCAGAUAGACGAAACGAAAUGGAAGAUAUACGAACGGCCAUGUGGUAAUCCACGCUUUUUGAUAACGCUAUGUUUUGAAAGUAAGUGAAUUUGGAAUCAAAACUGUUUUUCUUGGCGAGUGAAUUGUAAAUAUUAGAAUUUCCUGUUACAUUUUCUCGUUGUGUUUAUUCCGUUUUAUCACAUUUCUGUCCUUUCGAAGAUAAAACUGAUCCUACAUUCAAUUAUCAAGGGCGCAAAGCUAAUGUUAGGGAUAAAACCGGCGCUAAGCAUUGAAAUGUGGCUUUAAAGUCGCGGAAAGGUCGGCGAGAAAAGCAAAAUAAUAGUUCCCAAGUGACUUUAGUCUGAACAAGUCAGAAUUGCAGGUUUCAAAGCGCGAAAUCUCGACAGCUAGAUAGCUGAAUCCCUUAUGAUUUUCCAAUCUUUAAACCUGAAUUUCUGUACCUCCAUUCCAUAGUUUAGCUCGCAUAAAAGGCGUUCGCCCGCGUUUCCCAUUUACGUUAAAACGCACUUAUUUCUCCAACUCCCCGCAGUUCUGCAGAAUAUGCUUUCUUGAUGAUGAAUUCGCAUACCCUGGCAAUUAGCUUGUUGACUUAGCGGUUCCAGAAAAAAUGCUGGCUUUUUCCAGUUUAUUUUGACUGCAUACUAAACAAAUGCAGGCUAGUUUAUUUCUAAAUUCUUACAUUCGUCUUUGAAGACAUGGGCGAGAAGAAAAUUAUAUUUAAACUAAGACACCCUAAAGGGCAUUCGCAAAAUAUCACCAGCUUAGCUAUGUACAUCUUCCUCUUUGAAAAUAUUUUUCCUUGGAAUAAUCUGUACAGAAGUGGCAAAUUCUGAUUGAAUUAAGAAGAUGUUCUAUAAAGCAGCCGUAAAUUUGCAAUAAAUAUUUUAAUUUCUCCGUUUGCUUUUCACGCGCAGGUUGAGUUUCACAAACAGCUGUUUAUAUAAAGUUUCAUAAAACAUUAACAGUCAGAACAGCUUCCAAAAAAAAUUACUGUUUAGGUAAUUAAAAUAAGGAUUAUUUAUUUACAUGGUUAAACCAUUAAGUGUGCAUUUUGUUUCAGAUGACGGGCAGCCCUCCUCAGCGGUGAAGUCCGUCACGUGAGUAAUAAAGUAAUUGGAAAAAAUUAAUUUGAGGCUACUAGUUCCGGAGUUCCGCACGGCACCCUAACAUCAACUUAAUAUUUUUUCACUGAUUUUUUUCACUCGUGCGACGGACUUCGCCGAAAGGGGGUCUGCUUGUGGUCUUGCUUUGUUUCUAUUGGGGCGUAAUGCCAAUAUCAGAGGUUUUUUUCUCGGAUUUGAUCCACAGAAAUAGCAAUUCCUCGGCCCUGUAUCUGUGACGGGAAUCAAAGCGACCACCUUGCGAUGUCUUCAGUUGGAAGUACUUUUUUAAAGAGGGCUCUUUUGUUUUUAGUGUUCGGAUUUGUAAAUGCUGCAAUUUUUACUCUUAUCGAGAGGCGUGGAGAAAAUUACAAGACCACCUCAGAUAGAAUGUUAGACCAACUGAGGAAGAAUUUUGCGAAACACCACAACUUCUCGGACGAAGAAUUCGAGUAUUUUACAAUGGCCUCAUAUAACGCCGUUCGCACGGGUUUGUCUUUGGACUGGACCUAUUUUAGGGCUGUGGAUUUCACGUACACAGCGAUGACCACAAUUGGUGAGUCUCUGAUCCUUGACAAAGCUAUUUUUCUCUCAGCUUCUGGUAAAAAGGAUCAGUCCGCCCUAUUUUGACAAGUUUAUCCUUGUUAAAUUAUUCGCCUUGUUAGAGAUAAACUUUAGUUUUUCCAUUGACAAAAUCGUUGAAAAAACACCAACACGCUAUGAGUUUUUUAACAAGGAGAGCGCUCAAGGAAAGAAAUGACAGCGACAAAAUUAGCUUAGAAGUGUAAAUGACUUUGCUUGAAAAGCUCUUUUCAACUAGACUACAAAGACUUCAUGUGAAAUUUGAUUCCAAAAAAUUGUAAGUAAACUAAUCCUUUAAAUACCUUCACUCUUGGACAACUGUUCGCUUCUCUGAAAAAAUAAUGUCCGGAAAACUAAUAGAGCGUAACUUAGCACCAAACGGAGGCUAUUUUUAAAUACCGGAGAUAAUGUUAUUCUCCACUUUAAACCAACCUCGACCAAUAACUUUCGUUUUCCCGCGCAUCAUGCCAUUUGAGUUCUAAUUGGCUCUUGUGACAUUUCCUCUUUUUUCUUCGGCUGUCGUGGUUUUUGUGUCGACCGCGACCAAUAACUUGCGUUUUCCAGCGAUUCAUGCCAUUUGAGUUCUUAUUGGCUCUUGUGACAUUUCCUUUGUUUUCUUUGGCUGUCGUGGUUUUUUGUGUCGACCGCGACCAAUAACUUGCGUUUUCCCGCGCUUCAUGCCAUUUGAGUUCUUAAUGGCUCCUUGAGACAUUCCUUUGUUUCUUUGGCUGUCAUGGUUUUACGAUACCUCCCAUUUUUCAGACCUUUCAGAAAUGAUUGGGGGCCACCUGUGCCGUAGCAAUUAUGGGUACGUGUAAUUGUUAUCGUACAUAACUUUUUUAAAUUAUUAUUUUUGCAGGGUAUGGUCGUCUGACUCCUAUCACCACAUACGGGAAACUGUUCUGUAUCGUUUUUUGUAUGUUUGGAAUUCCACUAUGUCUGCUGACUCUAAAAUCUGCGGGCGAACUUAUUUCAACAUUUCUAACUUGUGUGAUAACUCACGUGGAGAUUAAAGUUCUUAAAACAGAAAGAGUAAAACACCUUGAGAUUAAACGCGCUGUACUCGCGUUUAAUUUAAUGGCAAUGUAUCUCUCGUUCACUGCAGUCACACAAGUGAUGCAGGAACACUGGACAUUCGUGGAUGCUUUUUACGCCUCGUUUGUAACAUUUUCUACUGUCGGUUUUGGAGAUUAUGUUCUUUUUGAAAGUGUUACAGGGCAAGGCAAAAACGGAGCUGCAAGCACGUUUUUUCACGUGUUUGCAACUUUCCCGGCGCUUUUUGGACUGGGGAUUGUGGCUUGUGUGAUCAACUGUGUUUUAGAUGUUGUUGAGAAGAACCGUUUACACAUUAGUGAUGGUAGACCAGGGAAAAGGAAAAAUAGAGAGUUGGUUAAACUUCUAUCUUUUAGUAAACUGGAAGAAGGUAGACGCUGCAGAAGGUCUCAUAGUGUAUGAAAG